This is a messenger RNA of Microplitis mediator, 1470 nucleotides long. RefSeq lists its product as uncharacterized. NCBI's taxonomy places the organism in Eukaryota, Metazoa, Arthropoda, Insecta, Hymenoptera, Braconidae. The record is from RefSeq and is a predicted model, not a curated record. Bases 1 to 1470 code for a protein of 489 amino acids. The transcript has 2 exons.
AUGGGGAGAACUUGCGUCCCACCACUAAUCUAUGCAAGCAGUUCACCAGAGCUGAAGUCUGGUACCAUGGGUGCCCCAUUUCCAAGCCCCAUUUCGGUCAGAGUCUCUUUAUUUCCUGGGAUGGCAGGAAUGGGGGGCCGAGUGAGUAUAUACAAUAGGGAUUACGCAGCGCGAGUAUGCCCAAAAGGGCGAGGUAUCGGCCUCCCGUCAAACGGAGGUGGGCUUAACGGCCCCGUUACAUUAAUUAAAAUUAAUUGGACAAUUCUCGGCCCAGUUCAUGAACAAUCUCAUCAUUCACCUAGCCUGUCUCAUCAUAUCAUCUCAAAUGCUCAACUGCACGACUCUCUCACCAAGUUCUGGGAACUUGAAGAAAAUCCAGAGUCCUGCAACGAAACUCUCACCGUCGAGGAAGCUGAGUGUGAAGCUCACUUCCUAUCAACUCAUUCUCGAGACGCAUCAGGACGAUACAUCGUCCGUCUACCAUUCAAAUCAUCAUAUCAGAAGCUAGGUGAAUCUCGUCAUAUUGCGCAGCGCUGUCUCAACCGUCUCAUGAAGCGUCUUUCUCAAAACCCAGAACUUCAAGGUCAAUAUACUGCUUUUCUCAACGAGUAUGAAUCACUCGGACACAUGACUCGAGUCUCAUCUACAUCGCCUGAACCUUCUCAUGUAUAUUAUUUACCUCAUCAUUGCGUUGUUCGCGAAGACAGCGAAACCACCAAGUUGAGGGUCGUGUUCAAUGGGUCAAGCAAGACAUCAUCAGCCAGCUCUCUCAAUGAUCAUCUACAUAUCGGCCCAAGUCUUCAAGCAAAGAUCUGUGAUGUACUGCUGUACCUCAGAAGUCACAGAUUCAUCUUCUUGACAGACAUUGUUAAGAUGUUUCGUCAAAUUCUCAUCCACCCUGAUGAUAGGGACUAUCAGCGCAUCCUCUGGACAGAGAAUGGUCUCACUGUGGCUUAUCAACUCAACACCGUCACAUAUGGCACUCGACCAGCACCAUAUCUUGCUGGCAGAGCUCUCAAACAACUUCUCAUCGACGAAGGGUCUCAAUAUCCACUAGCAGUGGAACCCUUUCAAAAAGGCAGCUACGUCGACGACAUCGGCGGCGGUGCCGACAAUCUCAGCGAUCUCAACGACAUUGCAAACAAUGUCGAGGCACUUUGCAAUUUAGGUUGCUUUCCACUAACUAAAUGGAAGAGCAACCACCCUCAGUUCAACAAAAUCUCAUCAUCACUCAGUCCAGAAGAUUCUCAUUCAUUCUCAGACCACAUCUCAAAAAUCUUGGGUCUCUCAUGGAAUUGUCAAGAAGACGUUCUCACCUUUACUGGCAAGACGUCUCAAACUCUCAGCAUCACCAAGCGCACCAUCACCUCAGAGGCUGCUCAGCUAUUUGACCCUCUGGGUUUAAUCUCACCAGUAAUUGUCAAAGCAAAAAUCAUCAUCCAGGACCUUUGGCUACAAAAGGUCGACUAG